This is a messenger RNA of Durusdinium trenchii, 2442 nucleotides long. Lineage: Eukaryota; Dinophyceae; Suessiales; Symbiodiniaceae. The record is from the annotation of a GenBank genome assembly.
AGGUUGCAUCGGUCUCAUCCCAGUCUCCCUGGCGUUUAUCGGUGAGGAUUUGGUUUGUGCAGGCUUUUGUUCACAUGACUGUGUGUGUGGGCGUUCUUUUUUCGACUUUUGCGGUGUUGGCAAGUGGGGGCCGUGGAGCUUUUGCUCAGCAUCAAGGGCGUGGGGGUGCUGAGCAAGCGCUCCGUAUGGCGGUCGUGGGCGUAUGGAGAGCAGAAGUGCCCAUCGUCAGUGAUGUGCUGAGAAGCUCUGACUUGGCUGGCUCAAAUGCCCCACGGUCGCAGCGCUUGAUGCCCUUAAAGCGUCAACUUGCCGCCACGGCCGCCACAGUUGCAGCACUCGCAUGGCCAAUGCGCAGCACUCGCCACGGUCGCAAGGUUCGACUCCAAGCUGCCGGACUUGCAACUCCAGGCACCGCUGAUGCGGUCGGGCCGGUGCGCUUUGAGCUGGUUGGUGGGCCUGACGAUGCCUCGGGAGAUGUGCUUCUGUACUUGCCCGACAUUGACUUUCAAUCGUCGUCCAUCCCAAGCUCCCAAUACCCAAACUUGGUAGCUGCAGGCUUCGAGCUUUGGAGCUGCUCCCUGGCGGAGGAUGAUGUGAAGACGGGCUUUGCAGAGCUCUUGCGUUCAAUUGAGAUGUGGUUGAGGAGGAAAGGUAGCCAGAGAGUUGUUCUGAUUGGUGAGGGCUUUGGAGGCCUCCUGGCCUUGGCGCUGGCCUUCCGCACUGGCCGAAGCCUGAAGGGGUUGAUGAUGGUCAACCCGGCAACAGGUUUGGUGCAGCAGCCUUGGAGACAGUUGCGCCCGGGUUUACCUGUGGUGCCAUUGUCAGAGCUCCUGGCCCUGGCGCCUGAGACCGCGACGGUCUCUGAAGCCAUCACUGGAACUUUGGGACUUCGUUCCGCCUCAGCGGCUGCUCGUGCUGGAACUCUCCAAUUUCGCUUGAAGGCGUGGUUGCGUGAUGGCUGGGAGCUGGUCUCUUCUGAGCUUCGCAGACCACCGGAGCGGAACCCCCUGCCCGCGACGGUACUGGCCUUCUCCGAUGAUGUACUGUUACCUUCCAAAGACGAAGGCAACAUGUUGAAGCCCGCUCUCCAGGAGCGUUGCUUGAUCAACAGGCUACAGGUGAAGGAACUGGAGAGCAAGAGCCACGAACCUUUGGUGGGAGACAUCGACUUAGUGGCCAUCUUGAAGGAGUCUCCAAUUUUCCAAGCACCAAAGGAUCCAGUCUCAGACUUCAAGUUCCCCUCCAUGGCCGAGCUAGAAGAAGGCUCGAAGGAUGUUGAGCGUUUGGCAUCUGUGGUCUCCCCGGUCUUUUGCAGCUUUAGCGCCGCUUCUCCAUCGCAGAGAGUUUUUGGACUAGAGGGAGUCCCUACUCCAGCAGAUGUGGGAGAGCGCCCUGUGCUGCUGGUGGGCAAUCAUCAGCUGGCAGGAGCAGAUCUGGGUCCCUUGGUGCGAGAAUUCCUGGUCGAUCGGGGGGUUCUGACCCGUGGCCUCGCCUAUCCUGGAGCCAUGCGCACGCGGGAGGGUCAAGGCCCUCCUCAGUUCCAGCGCUUCGGCGCGGUGCCGGUUUCGCCUCGCAACAUCUUCAAGCUCCUGCAGCAAGGUGAGAUGGUGCUCCUUUUUCCCGGCGGCAUCCGGGAGGCCUUGCACGGCCCCGGUGAGGAAUACCAGCUGUUUUGGCCCAACAAGACGGACUUUGUCCGGGUUGCUGCACGCUUCAAUGCCGUCGUGGUGCCAUUUGGUGGGAUUGGAGCGGAUGACAGCGCGCAGGUGCUCGCCAACCUGGGCGACCUGCGCCAGCAGGCCGAGAAGGUCGUACCCUGGAUGGCGAGAAGUCAGAAGCGUUCGGGCGGGCUGAUGCCUGUGUCCGAGUCGUUGGAGGGUGGCCUGGGCUUCCCUCUCAUUGCCCCAAAGGUAAGUUCAUCACUCUUCGCGACCGAAAGCGAAUCUGGCUUUGGAGAUCGCUUCUAUUUCAGCUUUGGGAAGCCCUUCGAUCUUAAAGAGGUCAACCCCAAGGACAGGGAUGCUUGUGCCCAAGUGUACAGCAACAUUCGUGCAGCUGUGGAGCAGGAAAUGGCCUGGCUGCAAAAGGCACGUGAGCAGGAUCCUUACCGGGACUUUGUCAAACGACAGCUUUAUGAGCGAGUGGCUGCCUUGGAGGGGCCAGUGCGACGAAUCCCAGACGGGCCACUGGAAGGUGAGCUUGUGCAGAGCUACGCCAAGCGAGCACCGUCCUUCGACCUCAACCUGGUGCCACCCUUGACUGUGCGGCCUGAACCUGCGAUUGAGCCAUGAAUUCUGGGCCUGCCGUCGGGAACGCUGUUGUAGCUUGAGUGACGCAUGGGGAUGCUUGUAGCAGUUGAAGUGCAACCAUUUUCAGUGGCCGGGACGUGGCACAACUAGCCCCAAGGGAUGAAGAGCAGCAAGCUGCUGGACUCGUGUUGUC